Molecule: messenger RNA, 2530 nt
Organism: Exophiala mesophila
Lineage: Eukaryota; Fungi; Ascomycota; Eurotiomycetes; Chaetothyriales; Herpotrichiellaceae
Exons: 1
Coding region: 190-2463 (757 amino acids)
Biological process (GO): regulation of DNA-templated transcription elongation; mRNA export from nucleus
Cellular component (GO): THO complex part of transcription export complex
Source: RefSeq, a predicted model, not a curated record
CAACAGAGAACUGACCAUAUGUCCUUUGCCACAAUGACUGUUACUACGUAUCGCCCUCUUAUGGCCGUGUAAUUCAAAGCAGCUCUCCAUCCCCAGAGUCAUCGUAUUGCCAAAUCUCCAACCGAGUCCUGACUUUCCAAUGUCAUACAGCAGAGCUUCGACAUAUCCUUCCUCCUCUCAUCUGUCAUCAUGUCUAUCAGCGACAUCCCCCUCUUUACUACCUACAAGGAUCUCCUCGAAGAUUCAAUAAAUUCCCUGAGCGAGAUCCAUCAAGACAUCCUAAAUGAUACCCCUAUCGACAAUACAGACGUAUCCUCCCUCCUCGAAUCAAUCCGCUCCCUGCGCCCUUCCCUUGAUACAAGCGAGAGUCAAAGCCAGACCAAAGCUGCACCGCCGCACCCCCACAAUGCCAUUAUCGAGUCUGUCGCACGAGAUCUGCUAGUCACGGCUGUCGCCACAGUCGAGAUCUCGGAGCCGGCAUUUGCUUACGUGUGGAUUCUGCUUGAUAUCAUCACCAUCCUCUCCGACCAUGAAUUUUGCGAUCCUGGCCUUGGGCUAUGGUUGAUAGAGGACCUCCUGGACACGCAGACAAUUGAUGGCUGUCGCAAAGUCUUCGACUACCUUGAGUCGCGCCGAGAACGCCUUACUGCGAAGCAUUUCAAGACAAAAAGUUUGGUGGUGCUGCGAUGCUGCAACGAUCUCCUGCGACGCUUGUCUCGCGCCGAAGACACGGUCUUUUGUGGACGAGUGUUUAUCUUUCUCUUUCAAAGUUUCCCGCUAGGUGACAAGAGUUCGGUCAACUUGCGAGGGGAGUUCCAUGUGGAGAAUGUCACUACCUUCGACUCUUCGCCUCAAAAGUCUGAAGAUGCCAUCAAGCCUAUGGAUCUUGAUCCUACCUCUACCACGGCUCAGCCUGGUUCUCAAACACCUCAACACAUCCCUUCCGGCGCGCAGACACCAGUUUCGGCAUCACUGUCCCACGAUGCAGCUGAGGUCAAUGUGAAAUCUGCUACGGCUACUGCACGCGGCACACCGGUGCCCAGAGGGAUCAAGACGGACCCCAAGCAGGAAGUCCUCCCACCCCCAGACCUCGAUGCUCUUUAUCCCAGGUUUUGGACCUUGCAGUCCUUUUUCUCUGCGCCAACUCGGCUCUUCGAGCCUGCGAACAUGUCUACCUUCAAAGAUGGCAUAGAGCUCACAUUGACCACCUUCAAAUCCAUCUCCCAGACCAGUGCCCCUACCACAAACCCCACCGACAUUAAACGUGGAUUGAAGCGGAAACGCACAGAUCUGGAUCCCUCGAAUACUUCAUCGACCUUCAAUCCGAAAUACCUCACAAACCGGGAUCUCUUUGAUCUCGAGCUGCACGAUCCAUCAUUUCGUCGCCACAUUCUAGUUCAAGCUCUGAUAAUGCUCGAUUUUCUUCUUAGCCUCUCAUCUACAUCUAAGGCUAAAUCGGCCAACGACAAAUUGACCAACAAGUCGGUGUUGUAUGGAUUUACCUUGGCGGAAGAGGACGCCAAAUGGGCAGUAUCGACACGCAGUAGCAUUGCAUUGUACCUUCAACAAAGUGGUGGGUCAGGCAAUGAAGGCAAGUUCUACUAUCGGAUGGUUGACAUGGUUCUGUCGCGAGACAAGAAUUGGGUCAGAUGGAAGGCCGAGAGCUGUCCGACUAUCUCACAGGAAGGGGUUUCAGCCCAGGAGUACGUUCAAGCGAGGGACCAUUUGUCGUCACAGGCAGAGAAGUCCAAGGCGGCGUUGACAGCACCGCCAGGCAGUGCUGAUCUCGCAUUCUUGUCCAAGCAUGAACCGUUAGAAGCACUGAAACAUCCGAGCAAACGACGGAAGUUGCCCACGCUAGACGAUUACUACAAAGGAAUUCAGACCGACGAAUUGGAUUUGGAUUUCGCCAUGGACGACGACGAGAAGAAUGAGAUUGAGGAGAGAAAGGCAGGCAAGGUAUGGAGAGCUCUGCGAGCCAGUGGCAGGCGUUUUGUACUCUGUGAAAAGAUCCAAUACGGGACCAAACUUGACGCUCUCGUAAAGCCAGACGUUGAAGACGAGGCCGCGGCGGUGACAGAGCCCAAGAACGAAGAUGUGGACGCUCAAUCAUCUGCGGAAGCUGAGCAAAAGCAAACAAACGGGAAUCACGACGAAAUGGAAACAGCCAACUCCAUCACAGGCAAAGCUGCCGCGGCUGAUAUGGAUGUGGAUGUCAAAGACGAACUUGAAACCGAAUCCAAAGACGAGGCAGAUGCUCUCAAUAUGUCUACCAAAGAUGAAGAGGGCGGUGGAGAACCACAACAAGAUAAUGUGCAGGAUAACGACUCCAAGGGUGUAACAGACGUUGACGCAGAGAUGGUGGAUGUGCCCGCUAAUUUGGAGGAAGAUGGGGAUGGCAAUGUGAGAUCCGAGAAUACAGGGCGAGAGGGCUCGCACGAAUCUGGUGAAGCUGAGGGGUGAUGAUAUAAAAGUGUAGUAACCAUGAUUCCAAUCGCAGAGACAUAGACUCGAUACCCAGACACGUGAU